GUCACCUUUAUCAACAUGAAAGUUUGCUAACAAGCUGUACUCGGAGGCUGCAUUCCAAGUACUGCUCGUUGGCUCGGACUGGACUGUGGACGCAACAGUACAGACACACUCAUCACACAACAACUUGCAACAUGCAGAGCAAGCUGGACAUGGCGGGCAAGAAGCCUCCAAAGGCCUUCAUCCUCCCGGUGGCCACCAUCCGCUUGACCUUCGUGAUUGGACUCCUCUUCAUCGCCAUGCCAUUAGCUGAAGCAGUGAAGGGCGAGGGCCAGACAGCUAACCAGGAUGGACCCCAAGACGACGUGGCCGAGUCGGAGAACAGAAUUCACAGGUUGACUGAAUCUAUGAUUGUGAUUGGUAAAUCACUACUGGAACGUCUGGAACACCUGGAAGGCAAAGCAGGAAACAUCCAGAAUCUGACUGGCUAUAUGGAGAAGAUGGAUAAGAAAUUUCAGACGCUGACAGGCCACGUGAUGGAGAUGACAGGACAGAUGAAGUGGAUGACUAAAGAUGCUGUUGAGGCUCUUCUGAAGACAGCAGACCGUUGCCCUGCGCCGUGGGUUUACCGUGACAAAAGAUGUUACCUGUUUGUUGGCGAGAGUAAGACCUGGCAUAGUGCCAAGGACUACUGCAGAGCCAAGGGUGGACACUUGGCCUCAGUUCACACCAAAACCAUGUUGGACUUCCUCCAUGGAUUGGCUGGUGGACAGAGGCCUUGGGUUGGGGGCUACAAAGAGGGUGGUGUGUGGAAAUGGGAUGAUGGUUCCACGUUUAGUGUGAAGAAUGAUGGAGUGGCAGGCAGCAACGAUGCUAGAUGGGAAGCAGGCGAGCCCAAUAACGCGGGUGGUAAAGAAGAUUGUAUGGAGAAAGUGCCUUCAGGUGGACUCAAUGAUGAGACAUGCUCUUAUUGGCGCCCAUUUCUUUGUCAGCUGUGAUGGGAUGGUCUCGGCUGUGUGACGGCUGCUCCUUCAAAGACGUCGGUGCUGAAAGAUCAGCACUCUGCCUUUAAUUCAGUUGCUUUCAUGAAUCCUGAUCAUAAUCGGCGUGCACAUGAUCCCAAACAACCUGCGAGACACCAACUGGCAAACUAAAGCUCGUCCUGUUUGCAGUUGAGGAGCUAACACAAGCCAUCACACAGAAAAUAAUCAUUCCCGUUUUUAGUCAACAUUUUGGAGCAGCAGCUGUGUUAGCAAUGAAUCACUUAUUGAAAUUGGCUCAUCUUCUACAUUUCCUAGAAGCUAAAAUGAUGCACACAGCAAAUAACAAGCUGCUACCUGACAAGACGGGACAAAUAGAAACACACCUGAAACACAACAUCAGUCAUAAAUAGAAACACCUGAAACACAACAUCAGUCAUAAAUAGAAACACACCUGAAACACAACAUCAGUCAUGAAUGUACAAGAAGAAAUAAUUUAAAAAUGACAAAAUAACAAGGGCAUUCUAACAAAAGUACGAUGUUAAAUGAUGUCAUUUUAGUCGCAUCCAAAUAGUAUUUUCUUUAGUAAUUUGGCUUUGGAAUCUGGGAGUCAAAUAUGAGAAGAAAUGAGACAAACGAUUGAACAAGAAAGGUGAAAUAUUUCUAAAAGCAGUAAGAGUGAAGGUGAUAUGAAUGAUGGGCUUUAAAGCUGACAUGCACGUUCUUGGUGAAAGAUGUACAAGUGGCAUCUCUGUGUGGAGUUGGCAUGUUCUCCCCGUGCGUGCGUGGCUUUUCUUCCAAAAACAUGCACGUCAGCUUGAUGGAGACUAAAUUGUCCACAGGUGUGAAUGUGAGCGUGAAUGCUUGUGUGCCCUGCCAUUGGCUGGCCCACAGUCAGCCGGGAUAGGCUUCGGCACACCCCCGCCACUCUAGUGAAACAUUGAAGAUGUUCUGUGCGCCAACACCACAAACCUUCAGCAUAUCUGAAAACAAGGUAUAUAGGAUAGAUCCAUUUCAACAAACGGCACUAAUGUGAUUUUCCCAAAGAAUGCUGACAAGUGCUGUGGUGGUGCUUCAAUGAUGUUAAAAGGGACUGUUUGCAACCGUUGGGCGGCUGCAUUGUGGGCACGUUGAAACUUUGGAAGGUGUUGCACGCAUGACAUUGUGGGUACGUAUGCCCCGCCCCAUGUAACGCACGAGCACCAGCUAUGUUAAACUAAGUUAGCUGCAAAUGUUGCGAUCUUUGAGUGUAUAGCCUAUAGCAAGCACAAAUUGUCCAUUUUGUUACUAAUUGGGGCAAGUCUCCAUGCUUUUAUUGAAAGCACUAUGCUACCAUGCUAGCUGCUGCUUGGUUAACCUUGAGCGUUGCAAAUGGUCCCUUGAUUGUUUAUGCUACUGUUUGACCUGUUUCAGUAGGGGUGUCACCAUGCACCAUCUUGGCUUCACCAGGACCAGACCAUAUUUGAAUAUGACUCAGAAAACUACAAAGAAAACUUCCAGGACUUGUUCAUCAGUCCAGUGAUGCAAGGUUUCCAGUGAGUGGAAUGUGUUGCCCGGCCCACUGCCACUUCCAUCUUGUGCGUGUUCUCAUCGACAGUAGCGAUGCCAGAGUUGAGCCUGAUGGGCUCCUGGCUGCCCUGUUCCUGCCAGACGUGUGCUGACACCCCUAUGACGUGUUUUUCAUCAUGAUACAGCAUUUCACACGUUAUUCCAAUGUGUGCUACUGGAUGUUGGAAUUGCCUUUGGAAUCAAUAAAGUUUACUUCAGUUGGCACCAGUGGU
Molecule: messenger RNA, 2698 nt
Organism: Dunckerocampus dactyliophorus (ringed pipefish)
Lineage: Eukaryota; Metazoa; Chordata; Actinopteri; Syngnathiformes; Syngnathidae
Product: C-type lectin domain family 10 member A-like
Exons: 11
Coding region: 132-935 (267 amino acids)
Molecular function (GO): signaling receptor activity
Source: RefSeq, a predicted model, not a curated record